Messenger RNA from Cylas formicarius (sweet potato weevil), 954 nucleotides. It is a transcript of the gene Vha26, whose product is annotated as V-type proton ATPase subunit E. The record is from RefSeq and is a predicted model, not a curated record. Gene Ontology annotation, biological process: proton transmembrane transport. The transcript is spliced from 3 exons. Gene Ontology annotation, cellular component: proton-transporting two-sector ATPase complex, catalytic domain. Lineage: Eukaryota; Metazoa; Arthropoda; Insecta; Coleoptera; Brentidae. The coding region runs from base 126 to 806 and encodes 226 amino acids. Gene Ontology annotation, molecular function: proton-transporting ATPase activity, rotational mechanism.
CAUGUCAUUUGCCAAGAAUCAUAUGAUCUCGGAACUUUGUAGUUCAGGCAAGUGAAGGCGUAGUCUCUAUCUAUUAAGCGAAUUACUUUGGUUUUCGAGCUCGACGGAUCUGAAACCGCUUCAAUAUGGCUCUCAGCGACGCAGACGUUCAAAAACAGAUCAAGCAUAUGAUGGCUUUCAUCGAGCAAGAGGCCAACGAGAAAGCUGAAGAGAUAGAUGCCAAAGCCGAGGAGGAGUUUAAUAUCGAAAAGGGGCGCUUGGUGCAGCAGCAACGUCUCAAAAUUAUGGAGUAUUACGAGAAGAAGGAGAAGCAAGUGGAGCUGCAGAAGAAAAUUCAAUCGUCGAAUAUGCUGAAUCAGGCAAGGCUCAAGGUGCUCAAGGUCAGGGAAGACCAUGUGAGGGCCGUAUUGGAAGAGACGCGUAAAAGGUUGGGCGAGGUGACUAAAGAUCAAGGUCGCUACGUCCAGAUAUUGGAGUCGCUGAUCCUGCAAGCAUUGUAUCAGCUGUUCGAGUCGACAGUUACUGUAAGGGUCAGACCCCAGGAUCGCGACUUGCUCAAGUCCAUUCUGCCCACAAUUUCGAAAAAGUAUCAAGAUAUCACCGGCAAAGACGUCAAGCUAGUGAUCGACGACGAGGUCCAGUUGUCCCACGAGACCACAGGAGGCAUCGAACUGUUGGCGCACAACAACAAAAUAAAAAUUAACAACACGCUGGAGGCCCGUUUGGAUUUGAUCUCUCAGCAGCUCGUGCCCCAGAUACGUACGGCACUGUUCGGCCGCAACGUCAAUCGCAAAUUUACGGAUUAGAUAGUUUUCGGUGCAUUCCUAGUAUUUGUAAAACUAUAGUUAAGAUGUUAUGUAUUCCACUGUAUUUGAUGUAUGUAUAUAAUCCACCGCUGUAUUUUGUUGGAAUAAAAAAUCUGUUGUCGAAAUAAAAUCCGACGUUGCCUUUUAA